AGAGUCUGUGUGAAAGAAAGGGAAAAUACAAGGACGAUUGAAAAAUGGAUCUGUUGAAGUCGUUCAGUCACCCGGAAGAGGUUAUGGCCCUUCUCAAAUUUAAGCUUGGUGGCAGUGAGGUGGUAAUGCCGAAAUGUGACUUUAACAGCAUGAGUCCAUCAUUGUUGACAUGUUACAACCUGUUGAAUAGAACAAGUCGAAGUUUCUCUGCUGUUAUACAAGCGCUGGAUGGAGAGCUACGAAAUGCUGUCUGCAUAUUUUACCUUGUUCUGCGGGCCCUGGAUACAGUUGAAGAUGACAUGACCAUUCCCAUCGAUAUCAAAAUACCAAUGUUGAAAUCUUUCUAUAAAAACCUGCAGGAUCCAGACUGGAAGUACAUGGACAGUAAAGACAAAGACAGAUGUGUCCUGGAAAGUUUCCAAUGUAUUUCUAAAGAGUUUCGAGAGCUAGAGGAGAUGUACAGAGACGUCAUCUCAGAUAUAUGUCAGAAGAUGGGUCUGGGAAUGACAGAGAUCCUUGUGAAAAAAGUUGACACCAUGGCUGACUGGGACCAGUAUUGCCACUAUGUUGCUGGUCUAGUGGGCAUUGGGCUGGCCAGACUGUUCUCCACGUCAGGUCUUGAAGAACCCAUAGUUGGCCAAGACACCCAGCUGGCCAACGACCUCGGCCUGUUCCUGCAGAAGACCAACAUCAUCAGAGACUACUUGGAAGACUAUAACGACAAGAGAAUAUUUUGGCCUAAAGUAGCGUGGAGUAAAUACGCAGCAGACGUUGGGGAUUUUUCUAAAGUGGAGAAUCAGGAGCAGGCGGUAAAAUGUCUGAACGAACUGAUAACAAAUGCCCUGGAACUGAUCCCUUCGUCUCUACGUUUCAUGGGCAGGCUGAAGAAUCAAAGUAUUUUCAAUUUUGUGGCCAUUCCACAGGUCAUGGCAAUAGCGACUUUGGAGCGUUGUUAUAACAACCCUAAAGUUUUUACUGGUGUGGUCAAAAUUCGCAAGGGGGAGGCAGUCCGAAUGAUGCUGGGAGCAACAUCGAUAGAGAGAGUGAAAGCAAUAAUGAGGCAUUUUACAUUACAGAUUAUUGAGAAAAUACCCAAUGAUGACCCCAACAGUGCCAAGACCAGGGCUGUUUGCCAGAAGUCCUUGGAGCUGACUGAGACGGAGCAGGAGUACACGACCUCCAGCAUCUAUCCCCCUCUGUACGUCAGUUUCGGUCUGAUGCUGACAGCCAUCUCAUACACGUACUGGUCGCAGAUCAGUCAGUGGUAUGAUGACUUGUUCUGAGCAUACCAACUUGGCAAGCAUGUUUCUGCAAUAAUACAUCUCAACUCAAUUGUAUGCACAUUAUUUUAAAAGGAUCUUUGUCUUAUCAAAAGUGACAAGUAUUUUUGCCUUAUCUUUCAGCUGACAACCUCCAUUCAUUAACUGACCACUCUAUGUCUAUACUCAUUAACUGACCACUCACACUCAUUAACUGACCAAUCUACACUCAUUAAAUGAUCACUCUACCAACUUAACUGACCACUCCACACUUAUUAACGGACCACUCACAAUGAUUAGAUGACUACUCUAUACUCAUUAACUGACCAUUCUAUACUCAUUAACUGACCAUUCUAUACUCAUUAACUGACCACUCUACACUCAUUAACUGACCACUCUACAAUCAAUAACUGGCCACUCUGAAGUGUUGUCUAUUUUAUUAAUAACCACCACUGUAAACAGAAUCAUUGUCCAUAGAUAUCAUUAUAGAUUAUUUUAAUAAGAUGUAUUAUUAUUGUGAAGAUUUUACUACAUUUUAUGUUGAAAUAUAAGUACAUGUGCAUUAUCAGAUUUGUAGCAUGUUGCAACUGCCCACAUUCGAGGACACUUAGAGACUUAACAAUACUUAGGACUUAAGUCCAGGAUGACUAUGGUAUGACACACUAAGACAACUUCAUUGAUUUUCCUUUUUUUUUGUCUUCAAGCCAUCUCAGUAAUAUUUAAUUUUUUGAUAAGUUACAAAUGAAUAAUGAUUCAAACAAAAAUUGAUAUUAAAAGAACACAACAGUGUAGUAUCAAGCCUGUGUAUGGGUUAGGGAUAGGGAUUCGAAGAAUAUCUAAACACAAGGUCAGAUAUUUCAGACAAGAUUUCCACAAUAAAAAAAUUCUAAUUACAAAACUAGUACUUCAGCGGACCCUCAUCAUGUUGAUACAGUCAUUUAAGGAACUUAACAAUGUUUUAAAGUUAGAAUUUUUUUUUUCAUGCAAGCAGUUUGUUUUUCUUUGAGUGGUUGAGAUGUUAUUAUCAGCAUUUCACCCUUUUUCCCCCAAACAUUUUCAGACAACAUUUAGAUGGUUUAAUAUUUAAUUGACAUGAAAAGCUACUCAAAAUGGUUAAAAAAAAAAGUUAUUAACAGCAUUCUGUAUGUGCUGUAGACUGUUGUUCAAUGGCCUUGGGUUCAAAUCCUUCCCACUGCAAUUUCCCACCCUCCUCUCAGAGGUUUGGAUGCAAUUAUCUUAAAUGUGAAAGAACAUCCCAGGUACGUAAAAAAAACAAAAACAGUUUUUUGAAUUUGUCGUUGAUGUACACAAUGAAUAAUACUUGGACCUUUUCAUGAAGAAUAUCUUGAAUUGUAAUAUGCUAACUAGAUAUAGAAUAUAACAUAGAGAUAGAAUAUAACAUAGAGAUAGAAUAUAACAUAGAGAUAGAAUAUAACAAAACUAGACUAGUUUGUGGCUAGCAGUGAAGCAAUGGUCUGAAUUCUUGCCUGUUUGUUGUGGUGCUAUCUACUGAUUCAGUUUAUCUAAUAGACAAUUUGUUGGCUGUUAUUAAGAAAUUGUUCUUUAAUUACAUGUCUCGGUCAAAAGCAAAGUCUAUUUUAAGCUCUUGGAGAAUGUGUUAUUGAAAGAUUGGAAAUAUCUUUUCUAUUCAAUGAUUGCAUGUAAAUUAUUGGUUAUUAAUUUAGUUUUUUGAAUCUAUGAAUUUUUGUUUUUGUCAUUAUGUAUUUAAGUAGACCCUCUGCAGACAAUGGGCUUUGUCUGCAUUAGAUGUGUCAAAAAAUGCAACUGGUUACUUGAAAUACUUGAGUUUUUUGUUUGUUUUUUGUUAACUGAAUAUCUAAUUUAAAAUAAAUGUAUGGAUUGUUUCAAGCUAUGCCUGUACUCAGCAUCUUCAUUGUUAUAAGAAUCUUGUUAUUUGCCACCAAGUUUAUAAUGUCAGCAAAUACUAAGCGUUUAUAAAAAUGUUAAGCUCCAGUGUGUUUUAUCACAUCAGAGUUUGAAUAUAUUUAAGUUUUUGUUUGUGUGCAUAUUUAAGCAAUGUACAAUUGUCACUGCCUUUAGGCACAAGAGUCAUUCUAAUUUAUUGGACCUUUGUAACUUGACUAUGUAAGACUGGAAAUAUAUUUCUUGACUUGUGUGAGAGUGUUGUAUUUUUUUUCUCCUUCAAAAUGUGUGCCAAUGGAAUAACAAGUUCACUUCUUACUGUAUUGUACCCAUGAAUCUUGUAGCAGAGUGCUUGUUCUUUAAUGUACAACCACAAGAAGUCUCUAAAGAAUUGCUAUAUUAAAUUUGUAUAGGAAACUCCAAAUAUAUCGAACUAUAUGUAUCGAUGAUGACAAGUUCACUAUAUAACAACUGCAUAAAACAUAAUAUAUUGCAACUCUCAAACGAAACCGCCACAUAUACAUAUUUAUAUUUGCAUAUAUAUUUUACCUCUGGGUUGCUGCACUGCAGGCCACCUGUUCAUACUGGACUUUUAGUCUUAGUUUUUUUUCUUCUAUUUUUUAAAUUUUGUUUAAGACUAAGACUAAGACUGCUUUAUUGGUCCUAAUUUAAAUUUGUUGUGAUUACAAAGACUCUUUUCUCCUAUAAAAAACAACACAACAGAAAUAUUCACAUGUUAUUAAAUAUGUAAAUUAAAUUAAAUAUGUAAAUUAAAUAAAUAUGUAAAUUAAAUUAAAUAUGUCAAUUAAAGAAAAUAUGUCAAUUAAAUAAAAUAUGUACAUUACAUUAAAUAUGUAAAGAGAAAAAGGACAGACUAAUUCAUAUUUUGUAGAGUCUACUGGCAUUGCUAGAUCUGUCUCUUUACUCCAUGUAUCAUUUCCAUUUCUGUCUAGUUCUGUUGGCCAGUUUCUAUUUCAAGUAUUUAUUAACAUCGUGAGCCAAUGGCGAUGCAAGUUAUAAAGUUUGUCUGUUGCAAUGUAUACACGUUUUGACUAAUUUUAACAGUGGCAUAUAAUUGUAUUUGUUUCAUGUUAGUUCACAUUUUUGUUUUUUUAUAUAAAUGUUGUUUGAGGAGAAAGUGAACGAUUUCAUCAUGCCAAUAGUGUACUGACCCAUAUAGAUGGACUUGUCAGAAUAAUUAACAAUGUCCACUAAGUAUGGAUUCUGUGCUAGGGACAAAGGAAGUGGGGCAUAGCUGUGAGUGUAGCAUGGUGGCCUAGCAGUAUGUGCUUGGACUGUCAGCUUGAUGGUUGCGAGUUCAAACCCUCUGCUGUCCCGCAAUAGGUUUUUGACUAGGCCUGAGGAUCCCAACCCCGAACUGACAAGUUGGCUUAAUUUAAAUAAAAUAAUAGUUAAACUGAACCAUUCUGAGCUUGACAAUUUUUGUUUGGUCCCAGAUUUUCUCUGUUCCCCAGUAGCUACAGUGUUAUAAAUGUUGAAAGUGAAAACCCCCCUCCCCUUUUCAACCCUUGAAAUGGUGUCAUGAGGCCAGUACUUAAGUCAGGUACCCAUUAGAGUUUGGUGGACUCGGGGGAAUCCUAAAAAUCCUGAAAUGGAAAAUCCCUUCCUUCACAGAGCUUUGAACCCGGGACCCCCUGUUUGGAAGCUAAGCUCUUUAUUACUUAGUCACCAUGCCCACUAUAACUGUUAAAUAGGCUCUUCAAUUAUUCUGUUUGUUUCACUAAGUGGAAUGUAUGAUUUCUAUAUAGGUCAGGGACCUCUGGCUUGAUCUAUUUGUGUGUGUGUGCUAAAUUUGUUGUAGAACUCUUUUAUACGAACUCGCACAUUAACUCACAUUUUUUUUGUCAGCAGACACACAUGCAGAGAACAUUGAUUUUUUAAACUUGGAUCUGUGUUGUUGUUUUUUUUAAAACUUAAAUCUGGGUUUUCAAAACCUCGAUCUAUAUUUGGCAAUAUUCAUGUGUUUGAUAUGAACUAAGCAUUGACUCAACUAUGUCUGUAAACUCAAGUGAUCAUGUAAUGUCUGUGUGCUGUGUGGGAAUAAAAAACUGAUCCACUCGCUA
Messenger RNA from Biomphalaria glabrata, 5227 nucleotides. RefSeq names its product squalene synthase. The record is from RefSeq and is a predicted model, not a curated record. The coding region runs from base 45 to 1283 and encodes 412 amino acids. The transcript has 8 exons. Gene Ontology annotation, molecular function: squalene synthase [NAD(P)H] activity. Gene Ontology annotation, cellular component: endoplasmic reticulum membrane. Gene Ontology annotation, biological process: farnesyl diphosphate metabolic process; cholesterol biosynthetic process. NCBI's taxonomy places the organism in Eukaryota, Metazoa, Mollusca, Gastropoda, Planorbidae.